AUGCACUUCACAACCCUCUUCACCAUAACGGCCACAUUAGCCAGUACAGUCAUCGCAAUGCCCCGCCUCUCGGGGCCAUACCACGGCGCCCGCAUCGCAGUCCAUGUGCCCACUAAUGCAACGGGUGCCCAUAACGCUACCACAACGGGUACACGUGGUCGAGUUCCUCUUUCUACGGCGUCUGCUAAGAAUGCUACCCAUGUUCCUGUGCAUGGUCGUCCUUCGCAUGGUAUUAACCAUGUUAAUGUUAAUCAUUGUCAUGAGCUUUGUUCUUUGGAGGCUCAGACUUGUACGCUGGCUGUUCCUGAUGAUGAUAAGUUUUGGUUAGUGCCCCUUUUCUUUUGGUCGACUUAUUUGCGUUGCACGGAGAAGUGUAACCCUGCCAAUUUCCGCAUUUGA
Messenger RNA from Penicillium antarcticum, 399 nucleotides. RefSeq lists its product as uncharacterized. NCBI's taxonomy places the organism in Eukaryota, Fungi, Ascomycota, Eurotiomycetes, Eurotiales, Aspergillaceae. The coding region runs from base 1 to 399 and encodes 132 amino acids. The record is from RefSeq and is a predicted model, not a curated record. The transcript is spliced from 2 exons.